Molecule: messenger RNA, 1240 nt
Organism: Linum trigynum
Lineage: Eukaryota; Viridiplantae; Streptophyta; Magnoliopsida; Malpighiales; Linaceae
Source: the annotation of a GenBank genome assembly
CAUGAGAAGAUUGGAACCUAAAUCACUUUCUUGCUUCGUUCUUCUAUCGUCCGACUUCUUUCAUCCUAAGUCUAUUUCUAACAGUUCUAACCCUAAUGCUCUUCUUCCAAGUCUAUUUCUUUAGUUUAUCAUUCGAUUCUUGCGAGACACGUUACGUGGGAGGUUCUAUCCAAAGAAUACACGUAACAAGUGGUAUCAUAGCCCGGUUCGAUGACGGGCAUGAGUGAUGGGUAAGACUUGAGCUACGGAAAAUCUGGAGGAGACCGACAAGGGUUCCGUCCAACUUUGCCUCCAAGCCGUGGAGGAGUAAAAUGAUGAUAUGGGAGUACACGUGGGUCAGAUGAUGGAGCAAAUGGAUAAUUUCGACCAAAACCAACACGAUCUCCAGAAGACAGUGACCAAAGGGAUUGCCAAAAUGCAGGAGAUGUUCAACCUUGUCAUAACUCAAACUCUUGCAACCAUGGAUCAGAAGUUUGUGUCUAUGAUGGGCAACGGUAAUAGUGCGACGUCAAAACAAAUCUCGCCCACAAACCGCGAACCGACACCAAUUGCGGGGAGGAGAAGAUGAAGGGCCCAAUGGGAACGCUAAAACCCAACAUGGUCGGCGACAACUUAUCCUAGCCGAUCGGAUUGGAGGGCAUGACCAACAAUGAGGGUACAUGGGCGAUCAGGGCGAGCUCGGGUGGUGGAUCGGGGCUGACUACCUGCUCAGCCGAUCCCUGCGGGGCGGUCCUGGCUAUUUCGACCAAUAUGGGCCAGGAGAGAAUGGAGGAGGCCAGUUGGUAUCUCUUAUGAUUGGGCCGAGCAUGAGAACUGGGUCGGGCAAUGAUUGGGCUCCGGGAAAAUUUAAUGGAGCUAGGCCAAGCCAGGUGUGGUCUACUAGGCUAGGAAUCAAUGGGAGAGAAGAAAAGAUUUGGCUCUUAAAGCCCAAGACAGCCAAACUUUAUUUUCCUAAAUACAAUGGGCAAGAGGAUCCAUCUGGAUGGUUUGCGUGAGGCGAGCAGUUCUUCAACUUUCUUUUCAAGCAAUUCUAGAGGUGCAAAGGGUAUUUUUUGGCAUCUUACCAUUUUGAAGGAGAUGCUAAUCAAUGGUGGCAGUGGGUGGAUCGCACUACUAUAAUGAUCGGGCAAUCAAACACUUGGGCUAGUUUAGAGAAGAGUUGUGGGUUCGAUUCGGACCUUCGGAAAGCACUUUUAGCCACGAAGCUCUUGCAAAUAUUAAACAAACUAGAUCAUUGAAC